CAUAGUUGCAUGGCUAACACGCAUGCAUUCAAGCAGAUGGCUGCCGUAGUCGAGUCAGUUUUGGUAGGGUUGUGUGAUGAGGCCAUUGGGAAAAACGUAUCCUCUUUCUGUACCAACAAAAUCGGAGGCCUGCCGGAUCGCCUCCCUUCAGUGUCAUUGCGUUACCCAAGCUGCGCUCUCUGCAGUACAGAUCUUACCCAUGUUGUGCAAGUGUACUGCCCUCUAGCGGCGUCUCCGUAUCAUCGCACCAUAAAUGUGUUCGCCUGUCCAAACCCACUGUGCUACGGGAAAUCUGAAAGCUGGACUGUACUACGCUCACAGUGCCUGGAGAGCCCUGUGUGUGAGGACCAGAGGACUAAAUGUGCUGUGGUCAAAGAGGCUCCCAUGGCAACCAGAGACUGGUGUGAAGAAGCAGAUGACUGGGGCGAGGCAGAGGAGGGGUCUGAUAGUUCGGCUCCUGCCUGCAGCAAUGAAGGGCCUGGCACGAGCUCCACGCCUGAUCUGGACUUCAGCACGAGGAUGGAAGGGCUCAGGCUGGUGGAGGAAGGGGACUGCAGUCUCAAGGGGUGUGUCCUUGAUCCAGGACGGGUGCCCACAUUCUGCUCCCACUACGUCAGUGUGAUGGAGGAGGCAGAUCUGUGGGCCCAAGCAGAUUUGGAGCAUGAACAAAAACUGCUUCAGGAGUAUGAGCAGAGAGAGGGCGUGGCUGUGGGGGAGAUGGACAGCUGUGAAGGUAGAGAGAGCAUGGAGAAAUAUGAGAAGACUGAAGCUCGCCAUGGUGACCAGGUCUUCUCCAGGUUCAUGAAGAAGAUCUCCUUGUGUCCACAACAGAUCUUAAGGUACUGCUGGAGUGGGUCACCCUUACUCAUCACAGAUGCUCCCUCCAAUGUGGUAGCACCCUGUGGUCGCUGUGGCGGUCCCAGAACAUUUGAGUUUCAGCUCAUGCCAGCUCUGGUCAGCUUGCUCAGGAGCACGGACUCCAGUUUGGAGGUGGCGGUGGAAUUUGGGACCGUUCUCAUCUAUACCUGUAGGAGAAGCUGCUGGGAGAUUGGCUUGGACACACCUUUAGAGGAGUUUGUGUUUGUUCAGACAGACCCAGACCAAAAGUUUUUCAAGUGACAGUAUUACAAUGGUGUAAAUAAAAUUGUCUUCUCUUUGAAUACUCUGGA
Anguilla anguilla (European eel) is the source of this 1169-nucleotide messenger RNA. RefSeq names its product programmed cell death 2-like (gene pdcd2l). The transcript is spliced from 6 exons. Bases 10 to 1119 code for a protein of 369 amino acids. The record is from RefSeq and is a predicted model, not a curated record. Gene Ontology annotation, cellular component: cytoplasm. Lineage: Eukaryota; Metazoa; Chordata; Actinopteri; Anguilliformes; Anguillidae.